AUGUCAGACCAGGGUUACGGCUUGACUCUCUCCGCCGCGCCCCCCCUGCGUCGAGGAAGCACCCCUCUGCCAAUCAAGCACCAGCUGAGGCGGGAGGAGGCCGUGUCCGAGGACUAUGACUGGCCGCCGGGCCUGGACGAGCCAGCGGCGCCGCUGGUCAGUGUCAGCAAGGCCCGGGAAGGGCCCCCGGCGUCACCGUUACUGCCAGUGCCGGCGCCGCCUGCUGCGGAGCGCUACCACGGGCCCCUGCGCAUCGUGCUGCUGGGCCAGAACGGCGUGGGCAAGUCCUCACUGGCAUUGCUGCUGGCUGGGCAGUCGGACCGAUCCCUCUCCCUGGACUCGGAGACCUCCUGCGCUAGCGAGGGCUAUCAGCGGCGUGUGACAGUGGACGACGAGGACAGCACCAUCCUAAUUUAUGACAACUGGAAGCAGGACCUGUCAACGCUGCAGUGCGAGGUGUGCAUCCUCGUCUUCUCGCUGACGGACCGCCGCAGCUUCCACCGCACGUCCCAGCUCCGCCUGCUCCUCCGGGAGACACAGCCGCACACUCCCAUCAUGCUCGUGGGCAACAAGAGCGACCUUGUCCGCUCCCGGGAGAUCAGCACUGAGGAGGCCCAGUCGACCGCCCAUAUGCUGGACAGUUACUACCUGGAGCUGUCGGCCUCUCUGGACCACCGCACCCAGGAGCUGCUGGAGGGCGCGGUGCAGCUGGCGCGGGGCCACAGCCUGGGCCCCGAUUGGCCGGACGGCCCCGGGCCGGGCGGCGCCGCCGGAGGAGGAGGAGGCCGGCGGGAGAGCCUGACGAGCCGAGCCAAGCGCUUCCUCUCUGGCCUGGUCCCUCGCGGCGCGCACGGCCGCGAGCGGGAUCGGGACAGAGAGCGGGGAGAGAGGGACCUGAGCAGGCACCGGGCCAACCGCAUGAUGAGGCAGAAGUCCCGCUCCUGUCAUGACCUCAGCGCUCUGUGA
Messenger RNA from Engraulis encrasicolus (European anchovy), 966 nucleotides. It is a transcript of the gene rem2, whose product is annotated as RAS (RAD and GEM)-like GTP binding 2. Gene Ontology annotation, cellular component: plasma membrane. Gene Ontology annotation, molecular function: GTPase activity; calcium channel regulator activity; GTP binding. NCBI's taxonomy places the organism in Eukaryota, Metazoa, Chordata, Actinopteri, Clupeiformes, Engraulidae. The coding region runs from base 1 to 966 and encodes 321 amino acids. The record is from RefSeq and is a predicted model, not a curated record. The transcript is spliced from 6 exons.